CAGGGCCUAUCAUUCUGAACUCAAAAUAUGGCUGAUGCUGGUUCGGUAAAUUUGAAAUGCUGGAUUAUGCAUUUGUGCAUCUACUUGUGAGUCUUUGUGCCAUUAAUUCUCUAUAAUGGGCUUUAUUCAAAAGGGUCACAGUAAUUUAUCAAGAAGGAAAAGUCAGAUAUUUUUUCCCUUUUAGAUUAUAAAUUUUAGUAGUCAUUGGCCAAAUGAAAUGUUUUUCAUAGGCUAAACUUGCUUCUGUUUUUUAUUUUAUUUUAUUUUCUUCAAUUUUCAUAAGGUUGUGUAUUAAGUACAAGCAGCAAGGCUGAAACCAAAAAGUAUACAAGAUAUCCAAAAUACAAAAUUAUGGAUCUCGUUGAGGGAAGCGAAUUAUUUCAAGCUCAAUCCCACUUGUAUAAGUACAUGUCAAGCUGCACAAUCUCCAUGUGUCUCAAAUGCGCAGUUGAGCUUGGCAUACCAGAUAUAAUCCACAACCAUGGCCGACCCAUCGCUCUCCCUGAUUUGGUCACAGCACUGGAGAUUCACCCAUCAAAAACUAGGUUCGUUUACAGGCUCAUGUCCCUCUUGGUACACUCCGGUUUCUUUGCUGCAACACUACCACUGGAUACAAAUCAAGAACAAGGAGAUCACCAAAAAGAAGAAGAAGCAGCAUAUGAUCUCACCCCUUCUUCUAGGCUCCUCCUGAAAGAUAAGCUCCCCUGCCUGUCGCCCUUUGUUCUUGCACUACUUGAUCCUUGUUUGAUUACUCCAUGUCUAUUCAUGGGAAAAUGGUUUAAAGGGGACAGAGGGACUACUCCAUUUGAGAGUGCACACGGUAUGCAAUUUUGGGAAUAUGCAGACCACAAUCCUGCAUAUAACAGCCUAUUCAAUGAAGCAAUGGCCUGUGAUUCUGAGAUGUUGAACUUGGUUAUUAAAGACUGCAAACCUGUUUUCCAAGGCUUGGGUUCGCUGGUUGAUGUAGGAGGUGGUACAGGAAAAUUUGCUAGGAUCAUCACCGAGACAUUCCCUCAGUUGAAGUGCACAGUGCUUGAUCGACCCCAUGUGGUUGCUAAUUUACCAGACACACAAAACUUGAAGUUUAUUGCAGGUGAUAUGUUUCAGUCUAUUCCUUCAGCUGAUGCUCUUCUGCUUAAGUUGACUUUGCACUCGUAUAGCGACGAGGAAUGCUUGAAGAUUCUGAAGAAAUGCAGAGAAGCAAUUCCAAGCGAUGGAGGAAAGGUUAUUGUUAUAGAUAUAGUGAUUAAUAAGAAUGAAGAUGAGCACGAAGUGACUGAGACAAAGCUUUUGAUCGACGUGAUGAGGAUGUCUGUAGCUACUGGAAGAGAGAGAAGCCAGAGAGAUUGGGAAAAGCUUUUCUUGGGGUCUGGUUUCAGUCGCUACAACAUAGCACCCAUCUUUGGUUUAAAGUCUCUAAUUGAGGUUUUUCCCUAAAUUUAGAAACAAUCAUUUUUAUUGGGAAAAUUAUGCUUCAAUUUAAUGUUUUAGACAUUACAGUAAUGAUCGAGUAUUUAGUUUAUAUAUGUAUUGUGGUUUAAAUUAGAUUUUUAUGGUCAAAACUAGUUGUCUACAGAGUUAAAAUUUGUAUCUGAUAUUAAGUUCAUAAAUAAAAUACAAAUUGCUCUUCA
Ziziphus jujuba (common jujube) is the source of this 1631-nucleotide messenger RNA. Its product is annotated as trans-resveratrol di-O-methyltransferase. Gene Ontology annotation, biological process: methylation. The transcript is spliced from 2 exons. The coding region runs from base 352 to 1437 and encodes 361 amino acids. NCBI's taxonomy places the organism in Eukaryota, Viridiplantae, Streptophyta, Magnoliopsida, Rosales, Rhamnaceae. Gene Ontology annotation, molecular function: protein dimerization activity; O-methyltransferase activity; S-adenosylmethionine-dependent methyltransferase activity. The record is from RefSeq and is a predicted model, not a curated record.